Molecule: messenger RNA, 390 nt
Organism: Dissoconium aciculare CBS 342.82
Lineage: Eukaryota; Fungi; Ascomycota; Dothideomycetes; Mycosphaerellales; Dissoconiaceae
Product: cytochrome b subunit of succinate dehydrogenase
Exons: 1
Biological process (GO): tricarboxylic acid cycle; mitochondrial electron transport, succinate to ubiquinone
Cellular component (GO): membrane
Molecular function (GO): succinate dehydrogenase activity; electron transfer activity
Source: RefSeq, a predicted model, not a curated record
CUGGCCGCUCGUCGUGCUCAACGUCCAGUGUCCCCCCACCUAGCCAUCUACAAAUGGCAGAUAGGCUCUGUUAUGUCAUCCUUGAUGCGCAUCACUGGAGUCACAUAUGCUGGAUCAUUUUAUAUCUUCAGCGUCGCAUAUCUUGCUUCACCAUAUGUGGGUUGGGAUCUCUCGUCGACGGCAAUUGCUGCUUCCAUCGCUUCCUUGCCUGUAGUGGCACAGGCUGCUCUCAAAUUCGUUGUCGCUUGGCCUUUGGCGCUUCACUGCAUCAAUGGUGUCCGCCACUUGACUUGGGACACGGCAAGAGGUUUCAACAGAAGGUUCAUUCACAGAACUGGGUGGAUGGUAGUCGGUGCAACGACCAUGGUAGUUGGUUAUAUGACAAUUGUC